Acaulospora colombiana is the source of this 420-nucleotide messenger RNA. The record is from the annotation of a GenBank genome assembly. NCBI's taxonomy places the organism in Eukaryota, Fungi, Glomeromycota, Glomeromycetes, Diversisporales, Acaulosporaceae.
AUGACAAGAUGCAUCGCAUCUUCCAAGGAGGACAAGGAGGCUAUCAACCAACAUUCUACUCACCUCUAUCAAAGACAUAAUCGGAAUGCAAAUGCAAAUAUGGAUAUUGCUCAACCCAUCGACAGCAAUCAUCAUCUCCCAACUGCCAGUCAUGGUACGACACCUCUCGCGCAUUGGGAACUCUGGAAAGACGCCUUGAUCAGUGUCAUACUAACGAUCCACAUCACCAUCCAACAAGAUCUUAGAGUUGCACAAGGAUACUACCUCUUGAGCGGCUCUCUUGAAGAACGGCCCAAUUCCACAAACCUGCAAGUUAUAUUUAUUGUUAUUUUCAGGACGCUCGCUCCGACGGUGAUGCAAUUUUUGGUCUCCGAACCCUUUUUGCUCGAGAAAGGGAUAUCCCCGUCCCUCAUCCCCUUU